AUGAUCACCAACACGCGGGGCUUCCUGUGGUCCGACCUGGAGACGCGGGCGCUGCUGGAGAUCUGGGGCGAGGCCGACGUGCAGUCGGCGCUGGACGGGAACUUUCGGAACAGCCAUGUGUACCGGGACGUGGCCUGCCGCCUGGCCGAGCUGGGCUUCGAGCGCACCCCGGAGCAGUGCCGCAUCCGCAUCAAGGGCCUCAAGCGCCAGUACUACCAGGCCCGGGACGGGCUGAAGAAGAACGGGCACGCCCGCAAGAUCUGCAAGUACUACGACGAGAUGGACCGGAUCCUCAGCUGCCGCGGCGGGCCGGACAGCGCGCCCGAACUGCUGGCUCAGCCCGCCGACAGCGCCCAGCCCGCCGCCGGGCCGCCCACGCCGGGCACCCCCCACAACAGCCGCGAGCCCGACACCGAGCUCGACGAGGACGCCGAGCUCGAGUCCCCCCACGACCACUUCACCGAGGACUCGGGCGAGUGCUCGUCCUACGCCGAGCACCCCAUCAAGGUGGAGUGCCCCCCGUUCGCCAUCCCCGUGCCGCCCGCCGAGGGCUUUAAACAAAUCAAUGCUCAAACCAGUACACAACCACUCUCUCAACCCAAAAGAUCAAAAAAACGUCAUGCAAAUUUAACACUGGAUAAAAUGAUGGAAAAAUUCCUACAACAAAGUGUGGAUACAGAAGAGAAAUUUUACAAAUAUGAAGAGCAGCGGCUUAAAAUUGAGGACAAGCGCCGUGAAGCUGAGCAUGCUCGAGAACUCCAGAUGUUACAAAUGUUGGGACAGAUGUUGGCAGGAAUUUCUUCUACAGUAUCACAAAGGUCACAGUCUAUGCCAACUAGUCCUCCUCAGAGAACAAAUCACCGAUCAUAUGGCGAUAACUUUAAUUAUAAUGCUAUGACAGCAGCACUUUCUCCACCAAUAGUUAUCGAGAGAGCCUUUUCACUACACAAAACACAUUCUAUAAAGGAUAUGGAGAAUAUUUUUCAAUUGGUGCGCAAUGUUAUUCCUCCUCUAACAGCAAAGAAGCAUAAAGGUCAAGAUGGACGGAUAGGCAUCGUGGGAGGAUGUCAAGAGUACACUGGGGCACCAUAUUUUGCUGCAAUUUCAGCUCUAAAAGUGGGUGCAGACUUAUCCCACGUAUUUUGUACCAAAGAUGCAGCAGCUGUAAUAAAGUCAUAUAGUCCAGAACUGAUUGUUCAUCCAGUGCUUGACAGUCCUAAUGCUGUUCAUGAAGUGGAAAAGUGGUUGCCGCGACUGCAUUCAGUUGUCAUAGGACCUGGUUUAGGUAGAGAUGACGUACUACUUGAGAAUGCUAAGGGUAUUAUAGAAAAAGCCAAGGUCAAAGGAAUUCCGAUUGUCAUUGAUGCUGAUGGAUUGUGGCUCAUUUCCCAACAGCCCUCUCUUAUUCAAGGUUACCAGCGAGCGAUUCUUACUCCAAACUAUAUGGAGUUUAGCAGACUUUAUGAAGCUAUGCUUAGAGAUCCUGUGGAUAGCAAUGAUCACCAUGGAUGUGUGUUACGGCUCAGUCAAGCCAUGGGGAAUUUGACAAUUGUUCAGAAAGGAGAAAGAGAUCUUAUUUCAGAUGGAGAAAAAGUACUUGUAUGCAGUCAUGAAGGAAGCAGCCGAAGAUGUGGUGGACAAGGGGACCUUCUUUCAGGUUCUCUUGGAGUCUUGGCACACUGGGCAUUUCUUGCUGGACCAGAAAAAACUAAUGGUCAAAAUCCUUUUCUAGUGGCAGCAUUUGGUGCUUGUUCUCUUACAAGGCAAUGUAACAACCAAGCCUUUCAAAAAUGUGGACGUUCAAUGACUACAUCUGAUAUGGUUUCAGAAGUUGGAACAGCUUUUAACAAACUUUUUGAAACCUGAAGCCAAAGCAGCAGAGUGGAAGGAAAGGAAGAACAAUGGCUACAACAGUAAUUACAUUUACAGUAGAAUAUACAUAAGUAAUGCACCCUUUCAAGUGCUGUAGCAGCAUUGGUAUGCUAGGUAGUUUUUUUUUUUUUUAAGAAUAGAAAAAAUGAUUAAUGUAGAUAGUUUUUUAAGAGUUUGGAAUACAAAAAAUGUUUUGGCUGAAAUAUGCUGUAGUUGCAGAUCUGUUAUAUAAUAUAAUAAAACUAAAGUGAAAGUAUUCCUCUGUUCUUUUCAUAGUUAUUGAGCAAUAACUAAAGUGUGUGUGAACUGCAAAAAUGCACUUGAUACUUAAGAAGAAAGUAAAAUUCUUCCACCAGCUGAACUGAAUUUCUUGGCUUGCACCAAGGUUGUCAUGAUUUUGUUAUUAGACUCUGUAUCUAGAAUUAGCUACUGCACUUCAUUUUUCUCCACAUUAAUAUUUUUUCCCCUUUUUAAAGAUGCCUCUUUGGAAAGGGAAAGCUUGGGAGUUGCUUUCAAUUUUGAAUGUAAUUGGUUGCCUUUGCCCAUUCUUAGACACUGAGGCAGCAAUAUCUGAUU
This is a messenger RNA of Emys orbicularis (European pond turtle), 2448 nucleotides long. It is a transcript of the gene NAXD, whose product is annotated as NAD(P)HX dehydratase. Bases 1 to 1866 code for a protein of 621 amino acids. Lineage: Eukaryota; Metazoa; Chordata; Testudines; Emydidae. The transcript has 11 exons. The record is from RefSeq and is a predicted model, not a curated record. Gene Ontology annotation, biological process: metabolite repair. Gene Ontology annotation, molecular function: ATP-dependent NAD(P)H-hydrate dehydratase activity.